Prinia subflava (tawny-flanked prinia) is the source of this 928-nucleotide messenger RNA. Its product is annotated as storkhead-box protein 1-like. Bases 169 to 576 code for a protein of 135 amino acids. The record is from RefSeq and is a predicted model, not a curated record. The transcript is spliced from 2 exons. Gene Ontology annotation, biological process: regulation of transcription by RNA polymerase II. Gene Ontology annotation, molecular function: RNA polymerase II transcription regulatory region sequence-specific DNA binding. Lineage: Eukaryota; Metazoa; Chordata; Aves; Passeriformes; Cisticolidae. Gene Ontology annotation, cellular component: nucleus; cytoplasm.
CCGGGGGCGGAGCGGGCCGGGCCGGGCCGCGCGGGGCGGAGCGGCGCGGAGCGCGGACAGCCGGCCGCGGGAGGCAGCGCGGCCGCGGGGGGCAUGUCCGUACCCAUGUCCGUACCCAUGUCCGUGCCCGUGUCCGUGCCCGUGCCCGGCGGCGGGCGGUGAGCGGCCAUGCCGCGCAGGGCGGAGAGGUGCCUGCAGAUCGCCCCGCACUCCCUGGCCAUCGUCCUGGACGCCGCGGCCGGGGGGCGACCGGGGGGCGACGGCGCCAGCGGUGCCGGGGCCGGUGCCUGUGAGGGGCCGGCGGCGGAGCUGGGCCGGCACCGCAUCGGCUACGAGAUCUUCGCGGACUUCAAGCGGGAGAACAUGCAGCACUUCUGGGACCGGCGGGCCACGGCGGCGGUGGCCGAGACCUUCUUCCUGGGCUGGAUCGACGAGCAGGUGCUGCUGGUGCAGGGCAAGGAGGAGCACCUGGAGGUGCUGCGGCAGGGCUGGGCGCGCCGCUCCCUCAAGCCCCCCAGCGGCUUCCACAUCAAGUGCCUGGGGUUAUUUCCCAGACUGGGCAAAGUCUCCAUCUGAAGCCUCACAGCUGAUAGCAGAAAGAAACAGCUGCCUUUUGAACUGUGCCUACGAUACCCUCCAAGUCUGUGCUUUGGGGUUCCUUGCAGAAGUUGUGUGUCAUUGCUGCCUGACCUGUUUCCAAACCCGUUUGUAACUUCGGUGUUUUGGUGGCACUGCUGCCUCUCUCUUUAUUCUACUUUUGUUUCUGUGGAGUCCUUCUUUCUGAGCAAAGCACAAAGCUAUUAACUGUUCUGGGAAUGUGUUGGCUCUUAAAUAAUCACAGGCAGAGGCACCGUGCCAAGUUUUGGUUUGGAGUAACUGUUUUUUCUGCUUCCAGACCUUGAUGUAGCUCCAGAGAAAUAAAGGUGUU